Molecule: messenger RNA, 595 nt
Organism: Drosophila subobscura
Lineage: Eukaryota; Metazoa; Arthropoda; Insecta; Diptera; Drosophilidae
Exons: 2
Coding region: 37-564 (175 amino acids)
Source: RefSeq, a predicted model, not a curated record
UUUGUUUGUUAUUAUUAAUUGCCGUAGGAGUUUAACAUGAAAUCUGAAAAACUGAAAAGGAACUUUUGGGUUACUGCUGAAAUAGAAUGCAUGCUAAAGUUAAUAGGAGAGUUUAAUAAUGUUCAAAGAUCUAUUUCUGCAAAUACGACCCAAAACACCUUUAACCAAAUUGCCAAUAGAAUGAAAAAAAACGGAUUUCCAAACAAAUCACCCACACAAAUACGAAGAAAAUGGUUUCAAAUGAAAUCUGCGUAUCUAUGUUACAAAAAAGGCAAUAUAGACCGACUGUUUCUUAUACCUGAAAGAUUUCGGAAUGUAAUUGCACAGUUCGUAGAAAACGGCGAUAGGUUGGGGCGUUCAUGUAGUAACUCGACCAUAUCGCCGACUAAUCAAUCCCAUAGCUACGAAGUCAAUUCUUUAGUGAUGGAUAAAUUUUUGAACCAAGUCAAAAAGAAUAAUAAAUUAGUUAAUUUAGAAUAUACAAAACUGGAGAGAUCUCUCUUGCAAUAUGAACACAAAUGGCAAAUCGUUCGAGAUGAUAAUAUAAUUAAAAAUAUAAAAUAAUUAUAUUGUAUUGUAUCAAGUUCAUUCUCUC